AUGUCCCGCUGCUUCCUCCAUGUGGACAAAAAGGGUCGACGGCUCGAGAGCCAUCCAUGCCAUGAAGGAAACACAGCAUAUCAUAACAUUGAAGAGGAAUUUGAGAAAAGGUCACGGACAAGGCUCAGGUUUGAGGUGCCGUUCUGGACUUCUAAAGCUGAGGCGAUGAGUAUGGAUAUGGCUGUUUUGGCACAUGAGCUUGGUCACCUCAAGUGCGACCAUGGCGUGUGGCUUACCUUUACGAACAUAUGGACAACAGGAGCGUACACUGUCCCCGGUUUUGGGAUGGUUGCCGGGUUCCUGGAAGAACAGCUGUUCAGGUGGCUGCGAGCUACGGAGCUGACAUGCGAUAGGGCAGCCCUUCUCGUAGUGAAGGACCCCAUGGUUGUCAUGUCGUUCCUGAUGAAGCUGGCGGGAGGGUGCCCAUCCCUGGCGGACCAGCUGAAUGUGUACGCCUUUCUGGAGCAGGCCCGCUCGUACAACAAGGCCUCGUUGAACCCGGUUGGGUGUUACAUACGCAACGCUCAGACGAGAGAGUUGUCACACCCGUUGCCCGUGAUGCGAGCGCGAGAGGUGGACGAGUGGUCGAGUAGCCAGGAAUACAGAACUCUGUCGCGAAACAUGUUUCAGUAA
Lolium rigidum is the source of this 633-nucleotide messenger RNA. RefSeq lists its product as uncharacterized. Lineage: Eukaryota; Viridiplantae; Streptophyta; Magnoliopsida; Poales; Poaceae. Gene Ontology annotation, cellular component: endoplasmic reticulum membrane. The record is from RefSeq and is a predicted model, not a curated record. Gene Ontology annotation, biological process: CAAX-box protein processing. The transcript is spliced from 6 exons. The coding region runs from base 1 to 633 and encodes 210 amino acids. Gene Ontology annotation, molecular function: metalloendopeptidase activity.